Messenger RNA from Xiphias gladius (swordfish), 507 nucleotides. Its product is annotated as small lysine-rich protein 1. The transcript has 3 exons. Lineage: Eukaryota; Metazoa; Chordata; Actinopteri; Istiophoriformes; Xiphiidae. The coding region runs from base 95 to 352 and encodes 85 amino acids. The record is from RefSeq and is a predicted model, not a curated record.
GAAGCCAUUCAGUUGCCACUUACAACAGUGCCAAGUCCAGAACUGAUGGGUAGAUAACCUUAUCACAGUGGAAGUGACCUUGACGUUUUUCACUAUGCCUGCCAAAUCCAAGAAAUCGAGGUCCCACAGUUCUAGGCCUGCCAAGAAGACUGGAAGUCCAAAAACACCCAAAAAGAGGUCUUCUAGUGCCAAGUCCACCAAGACAGAAGUGGACAUCCUCAGUCCAGCAGCCAUGGAGAAUGUCUACUACAUUUCUCAUAAUGCUGUGGACUGUCUGGAGUUCAGAGGCUUUGGGUGGCCAAAUUCGAAGAAAAAGGAGAAAAAGAAGGGAACAAAACGCAAGAAGAAAUAGUAAAUCAUAAUUUUUGCCAAAGCUGAGAAUUUUUUAAUUGUUAGGGUUAAAGUGAUAUUUACCUUUAAUCGCCGUGGUAAUGGCACCAUCUAGUGGACAAAUGUGUAAUAACAAACCAAUUAAAAGUGUAGUGCAGCACUAUGGAAACAUUUUGU